Molecule: messenger RNA, 3668 nt
Organism: Stegostoma tigrinum
Lineage: Eukaryota; Metazoa; Chordata; Chondrichthyes; Orectolobiformes; Stegostomatidae
Gene: proser3
Product: proline and serine rich 3
Exons: 12
Coding region: 266-2611 (781 amino acids)
Source: RefSeq, a predicted model, not a curated record
CCCCCCCCGCCUCCGUGGUGGUGAUAACGCUGGUAGUUUAUUCCCUCCCUUUGACGAUAAUUAUAGUUUUAUAGUUUUACAUUAAUUGUGUUGUCAUUUAACACUACCUACGUCAGACUGACCUGAAGCUCCGGCUCCGACGGCCCUCCUUGUUUUUACGUCAAUUCUCAUCCCAUCCUGUCACGCGGUACCGUUCCUGUUUCCUAUUGGCUGUAGCCCUGUCCGUCUUGUAUCUAGCCCCGCCCUCCACCUGGCGUCCAAUGAGAUGUGCCCCGCCUCCUCCGUGACCGUUGAAGGCGGCGGGAAAAUGGAGGAUUCCAAGUGGAGCUCUGUGUUUAGUCCAGGAAACCCUUUUGGACAAUCUCAGCUCUCCCGCAGUCACUACCACCCAUCCUCUCCCCAAAGGAUACCUCAGCAGCAGGGCAAAAAGGUAGUGAAACCAGGUCAGUGCCAGCUGCCUAGACCAUCGCUUCCAACAGAACCUCCUCUGGCCUCUCAGGAUGCUCCGAGACAAACUGACCAGCCGGUGUGCCAGGGUGAAGGGACAGAUGCUGGGAUAGCUAGCCCCUUGGUGGAGUCUUGGCCAUCCACCGAGAGCAGCUCUCUCCUGACGCCUGAAGGAGAGCCAGGAAGCGAGGCAAGGGUAGGGUCCACAGCAGAAUCGCAGGAGAUGUUCCGUACAGACCAGGGUUGGUCAGGAAGUCCACAGGCUGACCCAGCGGAGAGUUCAAUUAUCGCAAAGUACAUCCAGCGAUUCCGACAUGGCAAACCACUGAGCAGAGAGGAACGGGAGUGUACUACCACUGGAAUCGACACUGAUAGCAGUGAGUUCUGGUGGCUUAGGAGCUCACCCCCGAGCAGCUCAACACCGACACAGGAGACACACCAGCAUCACCCAGAUAUUCGUUCAUUGACCAUUGAGGAAAGACAAUCUGCCUCUCAUUCUAUUCAGCAAUGUGGACACUUGCCUGCGGAAAUAUCUCUGCCCAGCUUCCCAGGUCUGUCUUUAAUGAAGACCGGACUGUCCUCAGGAGGUGAACAUUUAGAGGUUUCCCAGCUGGAGUCCUUUGAUCUGGAGACUGUUCAUCUCCAGGAAAGAGCAAAUCGCCUGCUGCAGCGCAGUGAAUCUUCUUGCAGUGGCCUCAUUCCUGUCAGCUCUGACGGGGUAGGAUCUCCGAAUGUCUCUGAUCCCGCUGAGGAAGUAUCAGCCUGUCCUGUCUCCAUCCUGCUGUGUGAGCCUGCUGUUGGAGAUAGUGAUGUGAAACACAUCAGCAUCCUAUCUGAUGGCCUCUAUCCCAAGUGCAAACCCUUGUUUACCACCCGCCCUGAGGAUGACAUCCUGUACCAGUGGCGUCUGCAAAGGAAGAUGGAGGCAGCAAGAGAGAGCUCUUCGGCUUUCCUACCACAGAGGAAGUCGCAGUCCCCUUCAGUCUGCCUUGGCAGGCAGAUUGCCAGGUCUCAUGGGGACACGCAGAAAGACAAGCCAGUGGUUACAGAGUCGUACCCCGAGAGCUGUUGGAGAGGGAGAGAGACACCUACCAGGAACACCCCACAUGGUCCAAAACACAGUGCUGGAACUGCCGCCGCUUGCUCCAUGCCAAUCCCGAGUGACACACACAGCCUUUCGGAGGACCACUUGGCCAUUUGUGGCCGCAUGUGUCUCCAGGCGGGUGCACAAAGUGAACACUGUGUUGCUGAGGCCGCGGAGAAAGAGCAGGCUCAGCAAGGGAGAGGUAACAGUGGGCUGGUACCCAGCCUCAGCUCAACGAGGGAAGAGCAGGGGCCAGUGGACAGUCUCUGCAGGCAGUGCAGCACUGGCAGAGGGAAGGGCAGCAGUGGCCCCAAGCCCAACCUAAGCUCAGCGAUGGAAGGACAGAGGUCAGCAGAUAGUCACCCAAGACAGCUCAGUACAAGUGGAGAAAGGACUUUAGAGGGAGUGUCCGCUGACAAACAGCAGAGACUGGUGCCUGCGCCUGAUGCCUAUCGAAGCGACUGCUCCCAGAGGGGUAGGAAGGCCCAUCAUGGAAAGCGAAGAGAACCGAGACGGAGCCAGGGAUUGGAGGCCAGCUGCUCCCAGCCUCCUGUAUCACUGCAGGCUCCUGUGUUCCCACAGCCUCGAAAUCUUCACAAAGUGAGGCCACAGCAGCAGGAUUCUUGCCUGUUCACUGGGAGCAGUGGCUCGGACACAGAACAGGAAUCUUCUGAAGGCGAACACUGCGGUGCUUCACCCGAGGAUUCAUCGACAACGGUACGGCAUCGAGGGAAACCUACAGCAAGACAACACCACCAGCGUGCCAGUAUUCACCAGGUGUUGGGACAGGUCGUCUCUGAGAGAAUGUUCUCCCCUCAUAAUUCAAGCCAUCAACUCAGGAGUAAGUCGAAGAUCACUGGCAGAGCCAGGGGUCAUCACCUACCACCUUCACCCAUUCCUGAAGCUCACCAGACACACGAGAUGGUCGCCAAACUACUCAAAGAAGCUGAAGAAUCUGACGGUAUGGAGUUUGAAGAAGACCUAUUGCUUCGAGUGCUGCGACAGCAGAGGCAUUGGGUCAGGCAGCAGCUCAGGGAAGCUGACAGGAGACUGACCGUCCUGACAGGCCACCAACAUUGAAACCUGAUGCCCUGGGAGAACAUCAAUUCACAUCCAUUCCCCUUUCCACCAGCCCUGUCUACUCCCACCAUUCUCAUAACUGCCGUCUCCUGCUCUCUGCUUACUAUCCUCUGAUUUGUCAGGUGCCCCCUCAGCUCUCAGGAUCUGCCUUGGCAUUUUAGGGCCUCAGUAAUGUACACAUCCCCUGUUGGUGCAUUUUAAAAGCUAGCAGGCAUAUAUCUGGGGAUGGAUCUAUGUGUGUAUGUGUCAGACACGUGCAUGUGUCUGCCUGUGAUCCUGUUGAGAAAUUUUUAAUGAGUUCAUUGCAUUUCAGCGGUGAUUUAAGCUGAUGGCAGUGGAUAUGGGGGCCUGUGACUCACCCCACAGAGGGUGACAGAGCGGCUGUCUGUGAUUCCUCCAUACGGUGACGGGAUGGGGGUCUGUGUCUGUGAUUCCCCCCUCUCCCCCUACCCCACAUGGUGACAGGAUGAGGGUCUGUGUCUGGGACUCCUCCCCCACACAGUGAGGGGCCGACGGGGGGUCUGUGCCUGUGUCUCCCCCACACGGUGUCGGGAGUCGGGGUCUGUGCCUGUGACUCCCCCACACGGUGACAGGGGUGGGGGUCUGUGCCUGUGACUCCCCCCACACGGUGACAGGGGCGGGGGUCUGUGCCUGUGACUCCCCCACACGGUGAAGGGGCGGGGGUCUGUGCCUGUGACUCCCCCACACGGUGACAGGGGCGGGGGUCUGUGCCUGUGACUCCCCCCACACGGUGACAGGGGCGGGGGUCUGUGCCUGUGACUCCUCCCCCACCCAACACGGUGAAGGGGCGGGGGUCUGUGCCUGUGACUCCUCCCCCACCCAACACGGUGACAGGGGCGGGGGUCUGUGCCUGUGACUCCCCCACACGGUGACAGGGGCGGGGGUCUGUGCCUGUGACUCCUCCCCCACCCAACACGGUGACAGGGGCGGGGGUCUGUGCCUGUGACUCCCCCACAUGGUGAAGGGGCGGGGGCCUGUGCCUGUGACUCCUCUCUCUCCCUCUCCCCCCCCCCCCAACACGGUGAAGGGGCGGGGC